AUGAUUCCCCGGUGUUUAGCCACCCGAUUUUAUUCAAAUUCCGCCCAAAAACCUCGGAAAAAAGUCGAUUGUGCAGUCUAUGGGUGCGGACUGUCGGCUUCCGGCGCAUUGGCCAUACCAAAAUUGAUUCAAAAUUCUACAGACGAUGUCACAGCGAGUGAAGCAAAGUAUCCGAAGAGGAUAACGUAUUUCAAUACAAAAAGUAUAAAAAAUGUCACUUCGGGCUUCGGAUUCUCACUUUUCGCAUCGGAAAAUCGGCUUUAUGGCGCUGGAAUUAAUAAUCGCUUCCAGAUUGGCGGCCAGCUUACAGAUCCGUCGAAAUUCCAGGAUUAUUACAUUUCCGCGAAGAAAAUCAAUAUUCCAGCCGAAGAGAUUCUGGAAAUUUCAUCGGGACGAGCCCACUCAUUAAUUCGAACCGAAAAAGGAGUUUUUGCAAUUGGAGAUAAUAAUUUUGGACAGUGUGGAAGGGAUCCGACGGUUUUAGAGCAUAUUGUGGGCAGUGAUGAUUCCCCACUUCAACCUCUGACUCCGCCCACUUCCAACCCAAUCGUCUCGAUUCAUUGCUCUCUAGACACAUCAUUCAUCGUGGAUUCUGAAGGAAAAGUGUUCAGUUUCGGACUAGGAGAAGAUGGUCAGUGUGGAAAUGAGUCUUAUGGAAUACAAUGGAACCCAUCGUCAGUGAAGGGAGAUUUAGAAGGCGUGCGGAUUCAGAAGAUCGCCGGAAGUACUGAUACGGUGAUGGCGUUGAGUGACGAGGGAGAGGCGUUUGUUUGGGGACAGACAGAGUAUGGGCAAGCGGUUGGGGCCACGGAUCAGAUUCAGCUCAACGUAUCCCGUCAUCUGAAUCUCUCCUCAACAAUCGGUCCGAUUUCAUCCAUCGCGACGACCCAAUCAUCAGUGAUUGCUCAGAAUAAAAAUGGAGAAGUGUUCGUUUGGGGUGUUGGAGUGCUCGGAAUGGGACCAGAAGCCGAGGUUUUGAAGCGGCCCACUCGAAUGGAUCAGCCACUUUUUGAUGGGAAAAAGAUCACCUCUGUAUCUGCUGGAAACAGCUGUAUGUCAGCUACAAAUGAAUCUGGUCGGCUAUUCAUCUGGGGAGAAAAUCGAUAUUCGUCUCUUGGCCUGGGACACUCCAAACGACAACUCUUCCCUUAUCAACUAUUCCUUCCUGGAGACGUUCGCCACGUGGCACUCGGUCCUGAUCAUUCUCUGUUUUUCGUUAAUUAG
Messenger RNA from Caenorhabditis briggsae, 1224 nucleotides. Lineage: Eukaryota; Metazoa; Nematoda; Chromadorea; Rhabditida; Rhabditidae. The coding region runs from base 1 to 1224 and encodes 407 amino acids. The transcript has 4 exons. The record is from RefSeq and is a predicted model, not a curated record.